ACUAGAGAGUCUGUCCCAGCCGCCCGCCGCCUCCAUGCCUGGCUCGCGGCCGGCGGGCUCUGACUGGCUGAAGCGGAGGCGGUUUCUGCGUGGCCCCGGAAGGACAUAGAGCGACUGGCGGGAGGAGGAAGCGGCCGGGAGGCGGAGGAAGGCUGAGGGGGGCGGUUGCGUGCAGACCACACGUCGGCUCCUGGUUUGCCUCUAGACGCCGUCUCUCCCGGAUCCGAGCCCGCCGAACCCUCUCGGCCGACCCUCCUUGGGUUUCCGGGAGCUGGAGCGAGCGACUGCGCCUGCGCGCCGGUGGGUCCGCGCUCCUCGCCGCUGUCCUCGCGCCGGCCGGCUGCUGGACGGUUCCUGCCGUGCCUCCUGCCCGGCGUCUCGGUUCUGAAGUGCACCGGCGUGCGGCAUGUCGCGGCGGCGGCACAGCGACGAAAACGAUGGGGGCCAGCCUCACAAAAGGAGAAAGACCUCUGAUGCAAAUGAAACUGAAGAUCAUUUGGAAUCUUUAAUAUGCAAAGUAGGAGAAAAGAGUGCCUGCUCUUUGGAGAGCAACCUAGAAGGCCUAGCUGGUGUUUUGGAAGCUGAUCUUCCUAACUACAAGAGCAAGAUCUUAAGGCUUCUUUGUACAGUUGCGCGUCUCUUACCUGAGAAGUUGACGAUUUAUACAACAUUAGUCGGACUGCUGAAUGCCAGGAAUUACAACUUUGGUGGAGAAUUUGUAGAAGCCAUGAUUCGUCAACUUAAAGAAUCACUGAAAGCGAACAACUAUAAUGAAGCCGUAUAUUUGGUUCGCUUUUUAUCUGAUCUUGUGAACUGUCACGUAAUAGCUGCCCCAUCAAUGGUUGCUAUGUUUGAAAAUUUUGUAAGUGUAACUCAGGAAGAAGAUGUACCUCAGGUGCGGCAGGAUUGGUAUGUGUAUGCAUUUCUAUCGUCUUUGCCCUGGGUUGGAAAGGAAUUGUACGAAAAGAAAGAUGCAGAAAUGGACCGCAUCUUUGCCAACACUGAAAGCUAUCUGAAAAGACGCCAAAAGACUCAUAUACCCAUGUUACAAGUAUGGACUGCUGAUAAACCACAUCCCCAAGAAGAGUAUUUAGAUUGCCUGUGGGCCCAGAUUCAGAAAUUGAAAAAGGAUCGCUGGCAGGAACGGCACAUCCUAAGACCUUAUCUUGCCUUUGACAGCAUCCUGUGUGAAGCCCUGCAGCACAAUCUGCCUCCUUUUACUCCACCUCCUCACACGGAAGACUCGGUGUACCCGAUGCCGCGGGUCGUCUUUAGGAUGUUUGAUUACACGGAUGACCCUGAGGGUCCUGUUAUGCCAGGGAGUCAUUCCGUGGAAAGAUUUGUAAUAGAAGAGAAUCUUCACUGCAUCAUUAAGUCCCACUGGAAGGAAAGGAAGACGUGUGCCGCACAACUAGUGAGCUAUCCAGGGAAGAACAAGAUCCCCUUGAACUACCACAUAGUUGAGGUGAUCUUUGCAGAGCUGUUUCAGCUUCCAGCACCCCCUCACAUUGAUGUGAUGUAUACAACACUUCUUAUUGAACUGUGCAAACUUCAACCUGGCUCUCUGCCCCAAGUUCUUGCACAGGCAACUGAAAUGUUAUACAUGCGUUUGGACACAAUGAAUACAACAUGCGUAGAUAGGUUUAUUAAUUGGUUCUCCCAUCAUCUAAGUAACUUUCAGUUCCGUUGGAGCUGGGAAGAUUGGUCAGAUUGUCUUACUCAAGAUCCUGAAAGUCCCAAACCAAAGUUUGUAAGAGAAGUACUGGAAAAAUGUAUGAGGUUGUCUUACCAUCAGCGUAUAUUAGAUAUCGUUCCUCCUACCUUCUCAGCUCUAUGUCCUGCAAACCCAACCUGCAUUUACAAGUAUGGAGAUGAAAGUAGCAAUUCUCUUCCUGGACAUUCUGUUGCCCUCUGUUUAUCUGUUGCCUUUAAAAGUAAGGCAACCAAUGAUGAAAUCUUCAGCAUUCUGAAAGAUGUACCAAAUCCUAACCAGGAUGAUGACGACGAUGAAGGAUUCAGUUUUAACCCACUGAAAAUCGAAGUCUUUGUACAGACUCUGCUACACUUGGCAGCCAAAUCAUUCAGCCACUCCUUCAGUGCUCUUGCGAAGUUUCAUGAAGUCUUCAAAACCCUAGCUGAAAGUGAUGAGGGGAAGUUACAUGUCCUAAGAGUUAUGUUUGAGGUCUGGCGGAACCAUCCACAGAUGAUUGCUGUACUAGUAGAUAAGAUGAUUCGUACACAGAUUGUUGACUGUGCUGCAGUAGCAAAUUGGAUCUUCUCUUCAGAACUAUCUCGUGACUUUACUAGAUUGUUUGUUUGGGAAAUCUUGCACUCCACAAUUCGUAAGAUGAGCAAACAUGUUCUGAAGAUCCAGAAAGAGCUAGAAGAAGCUAAAGAAAAACUUGCAAGGCAACACAAACGGCGAAGUGAUGAUGAUGACAGAAGCAGUGACAGGAAAGAUGGGGCUCUUGAGGAGCAAAUAGAAAGGCUACAGGAAAAAGUGGAGUCAGCUCAGAGUGAACAAAAGAACCUCUUCCUUGUCAUAUUUCAGCGUUUUAUCAUGAUCUUGACUGAGCACUUGGUACGAUGUGAAACUGAUGGGACCAAUGUAUUAACACCAUGGUAUAAGAACUGUAUAGAGAGGCUCCAGCAGAUCUUCUUACAGCAUCACCUAAUAAUCCAGCAGUACAUGGUGACCCUGGAGAACCUUCUCUUCACCGCUGAAUUAGACCCUCACAUCCUGGCUGUGUUCCAGCAGUUCUGUGCCCUGCAGGCCUAAGUGUCAUGUUUUCCUUCUUGUCAAGAUUUUUUUAAAUAUCUUAAAAUAAUUUGUCUUAUUUUUGAUGGUUUGAAUGCUUGCUUUCUUGUAGUAUCCUUCACUUAUUAAAUGAAACAAAGGGGGAGGAGGACAGUGAGGAACAUGAAGUUGGUUAUCUUUAAUUGCCCGUACAAAGCAAACGAUUUCCUAAUGACAGUAAUGUGACGCUGACCAUGGGACGUCUUAUGUGCGACAGAUACAGCUUUUCUAAUUUGGUAUUUUCUUAAGGCAUUAAAAAAAUAGAUAACUAAUUUGAGGUAUGUGAAACACUAAAGGUCAAGCUUCCAAAGUAGUAUAUAGAACUGGUGCAUUUAUUACCAAGUAGCGUAGCUUUUCACAGCUCCUGGAUAACCUAACAUGGCUGAAUAAAACUAUGUUUUUUAAACUUUAGUAUUUCAUGAUUUAUCAUCAGUCUGCUUUAAAAUUGGUAAUUUCUUACUGAAGAUAUAUUUAUCUUCACUUGAAAUUUUCUCUUCAAAAUAUUUUUAGUAGUAUCUUAUGACACUUUGUUAGUAUAUAAAACUGUUACUACUUAAGAGCAGUCGUUCCCAAAUUUGUCUGAAUAUUAGAAUUACUUGGGAAUCUUCUAGAAACGAUUUUACAAAUUAAACCACUCUCUCUGCAAGUGCGACACAGUAGUUCCUAACGUCCCCCAGGUGAUUCCAAUGGGCAGACAAGUUUAGGAACCACUGUCUUAGAGCUGCAGCCCUAGUGGCACAGUAGUUCAUGUGGUCAGCUGCUAACCAAAAGGUGGGCAGUUUGAACCCACCAGCCACUUCGACGGAGAAAGAUGUGGCAGUGUGUUUCCAUAAAGUUUAAAGCCUUGGAAACCCUAUGGGGUUUUUGGUACACAGCCAGAGCUUGGAAUCAGUUUUUUCCGGUUCAAACCCCUGCUGAAAAUUCGCGUUCCCGCCCCAGAUGUCGGCAGUCCUCGUAUUAUGAAUGAGACCAGUUCCUGUGUCUGAAGUCGCAUUUUUAGUAAGCUGGAACAGGUGCAUACAGUUCUUACUUAGCAUUUACUACAAGACUCAGGCUGUUUCAGCGAUUUAGAAGCUGCACGUGCAGGAAGUUAAGCUGAUCGUGAGGAAGGAUUUGUCGGAUUUGUAGUGAGGGCAGAUUUACAUCACAGAAAAGAGUAAGUACUAGUUGUCCUCAAGUCAGACAGACGUCUGUUAGCUGUAUCCUGAACCAAUCUACAUUUUAACAAGAUCCCCAGGUGAUUCUUAGAGAUACUAAAUUUUGAGAACCACUGCCCUACUCCCUAACCAGCAGCAUUAGCAUUGCCUGGGAACUUGUUAGAAAGGCAAAUUCCCAGCAGGGGUUUGAACCAGAAUGAACCUGUUCCAAGCCCUGCCUAGAGCAUCCAGUCAUUUCUCCUAGCCUCUGAAGGUCAUAUAGAGGUAGCCAGACUGGCUAAAGCUAUACUUGGAAUUAGAUAAGGGUCUGAAUUUUGUUUCUAGGAAAUCUGGUCCAAGUAACUACUAAUUCCUACAUGGUUUUGAGACUGUUUUGUAAAAUAAGUCUCACAUUCCAAAUUGGCAAUCUGACAUUCCAGAUUUCUAGAAUUUUUUUUACUUCUUUCAUGAAGCUUUAGAGAAACUUUACCAAUAAUCCCACAACUACUGGUAGUGUUUUUGUGUGCUUCCAACAUAGGUAUCUCCUUUUACUCAAUGUAUAAUAAGCUUAUGAUGCAUUGAGCAUUCUCCGUAUAUGGUGUUUUUGGUGUACCAUACAUUCACUUGGCUACAGAAUAUAGUCCACUCAAUAGAUGGAAAUUCCUAAGAUUUUUAAAACCAUACUGUCUAAGACAAGAAAUAAUUAUUCACAAGAUCAUGGUUGCAUGGUAGGAUACUAGCAGAAAGGGGUAAAAACUCAGGUUCUUGGCUAAUGUUCUUUUGUUUACAUGUUCCUCCUUCCCAUUGUGUGAGCACAGCACAAACUAUAUAGUUACUUAGAAAUGGCUCCUGUCCUCAAGGAAUCAAAGGAUAAUCAUUUAAGUCGUUGCAGCUUUUUAUUUGAGCCUGACCUGCUUUGUAAUCCUUGCAUAAUGUAUUGCAAAGUUUGGCUAGUUGUACUUGAUCCAGAUUCUAGAGGGGUUUGUAGGUUUUCAUUUCCUUUUUUCUUGAAUCCUCUCUUCAUGUGUAAUGGUUACUUCUAACAACUGUUCUACUGAUGUGACCUGCCCUGUCCCAGUCUGAACCUAUAUCUAUGGAAAAGCUGAAAUAGGGAUUGAAUUUGGAAGAAAUAAAAGUACAAGAGUAAACAUUCACUUUCCCCAGUAAUGAACUCACACAGACAAAAGGAUGGCACGUCACUACACGUCACCUUGCAAUAAAUCAAUAUUCUGUUAAGUGUAUUGAUGCCUUUUAAUAUGCUUUUGAUAAAGUGAGCAUACACUGUUUUCCUUGAUUCCAAAUCUCCCCUCCAGGAAUUAGUCGUGCAGCGAUUCAAAUGAAGAUAACGUGUUUUGUUUUCCUGGAAAUAAUUUAGCAUUGGUUUGUAUAAUUACAUCCGAAAAUGAAAGACAAGGAAAGACCUUGCUAACAUGGGUAAAACAGAUUGAGCUGUCAGUGAUAUCUGGAUACCAGGAUUGUCUAAAACUCAUGACGGUAAAACGUGAAUACAAACAUACCUCAACUAGACGAAACUAAAUAUACUGGUCUUGAUGUUAAUAUGUGCUCAUUAACUGGUGGCUAUUAGUGCCAGGUGCUAUAAACGCACCAUAUUUAUUCAUCACAGUAGUCCUGCCCACAGGCCCCUAGAGAACUUGCCCAAGGUCGGCAGCCAUUAAGUGGAGUUUGAACCUAGACCAUCUGGUUCAAGAGCUCAUCCCUUCCUCAUUGCAGCCCAAACCCCUAAUUGUUACUCUUUCAUCAAGAUGGAAGCUUUUUUGUCCCAGGGAAUAUUCUGUCCCUGUUCAGAAUCAACACUUGAGAAAUAUAUAAAACAUUUCUGCAUUGAAUACUUACGUAGGGUAAUUAUAGUCUCAAGCCUGACUGUUAUGGUUUGACUUAUUUUGACUUUUGCCUUUCUCCAAGAAUAAUCGCUAGCAGCUGGUUGAAAGAUAAAAAUGUAUACGUGCCCUACCUAUAUUUGUAGCUGUAGGAUAAAGAGUUAUAUUAAAGAACAACCUGAAAAUACCCAGUUUUAUCUUAACUGAAUUUUUGUCAAAAAAAAAAAAUGCAUAGUUCCUAUAGUCAAGCACAUGGGAUCAAAUCCUAUUAUUUACUAGCUGUAACUAUUCUGUAAUCCUUUUUACAAGAUACGGGGGAAUGUGAUCAGCUGAACUUGAUCCAAAUGCCUGGAGUGAUGUGAGAUGAUGUCACUUCCUUCCCUCAAAAAAAAAAAAAAUAAACCCAGUGCCAUCAAGUUGAUUCCAACUCAUAGUGACCCUAUAGGACAGAGUAUAGCUGCCCCAUAGAGUUUCUAAGGAGCACCUGGCAGAUUCAAACUGCUGACCCUUUGGUUAGCAGCCAUAGUAGCACUUUACCACUUUGCCACCAGGGUUUCCUCCUUCCCUCAGAAGUGCCAAAUAAGCACAAAAGCAAGUUGUCUCCCUUUCAGGAUUGCAUGAGAAUACCCAUGAGGCACUUAGCAUAGUGCUUGCCUGGCACGUAGGAAGUGGUAGUGGUGGUUAUGAUAAACUUAUCAGUACCUGAUUUGGUCAACAAUCAGAUAGUCAACCUUGAAAAUGGCUGUUUAUCCAUUUUUAAUCUAGCAUUUGAAAAGGGCUGCCUAGACACUAAUGUCUGAGAACAUGGCCAGACUCCCACAAUUCAUUUUGUGUUCCAGCUAUUUGUCAUGACUUCUCCCAGCAAUAGUUCCCUACACCCUCCACAGCAUUGGAAAACAGAAAUACCCUAGAAGGCCUGACCCAUCCUCUAAAGUGCAGAGGUAUACUACCAUUCCUGUUUGUUUCUUGGGAUGAGUCCAGUUCAGCCAGCAUUUGCCUUUAUUUAUCUUCCUCCUACCCUAGCAGUCUAGAGUCUGCAUUAGUCUCUUAUUCCUUCAAUCCAUAGCUCUAACCUGCCGCUUUUGAACAUACUCUACCACUCAGCUCCUCACCCAUUAUGGAAACAACAAUCACAGAUCCAAUACUCUGCCCACAGCUGGGCCCUUUGAACCUUAACUGACACUUGUUCUUAGGCCAUAUUGUACAUACUUUUAAUGAAGCAGUAUCUAUACAGUAUUUCAUCUACAGAGACUUCUACAUUUCGGUGAAUUUUGAAUAGAAUUUAAAAUUACUUUGAAUUCAUACUCCCUAGGGUCAAUCUUUGGAAAACCCUUGUGUAGUAAGAAAGAGCUACGGCUGCUAACCAAAAGGUCAGCAGUUGGAAUCCACCAGGCACUCCUUGGAAACCCUAUGGGGCGGUUCCAUUCUGUCCUUUAGGGUCGCUGUGAGUCGGAAUCCACUCGAUGGCUACGGGUUUAAGGCGAAUCUAAAUUUCCUUUAUUUAAAUACAAAAUACUGUAAAACAGAUCACUGAACUAAAAAUUACAUUUUCUCAUAAGUCAGUUCAUGGCCACACACAGUACAAGUCUUUCGGUACAUGUCAUCUUCUACAUUUUCUUCUGGUCCAUACUCAUGCUGAUGUGCAGCUGUUUCCCUUUUCCACACACUGCUUCUUAUUGCUCGCCGCAAUUCUAAGAUAAAAAUAAAAGUCAGUUUUUCAUUGGUGGUGUUCAGCUGAACCCCAAAAUAAAUCCAUCAGGCUUUCCGCUACAUCUAUAAAUAGAUAAUAAUCAAAAUUGAUUAUGUAAAAACUUGGCAAGCUUACUUUUUUACCUCUCUGGUGUAGCCUGUGAAAUCAUUCAAGUUAUUGUUAAAGUAGUGUGAAAUGGGAGACUCAGAAUGGGGUUAAAGAGAUGGCAACAAGAGAACCAACAGACGUAAGGGGAGAUGAGUUAACAGGAUACCGUGUGUUUGGGCAGCUGACUGUAGAAAACUGGAUGUCGCAGCAGGAAAGGAGAGUGAGCUGAAAUGACUUAAGAAAAACAUUUUUAAAUUCUUUGUGUAUAAACUGGGAGCUACUUUUAUCUAAAAGGCCUGUCAAGCUUUGCUUCCAAAAAAAGAAAAAAAUUAAUGCCAAGAACUCUGCCACUAUGCUGAUGUCUCAUCUCAGAAAAACUGCUCACGCACUUGACCUUAAGUCUCUUAAGUUCUUUAUCCUAUAAAAUGACGGCACCAUCUUAAGAGAGUUGCUAAAAAUUAUUAGAAAGCAUAACCUAAAUAAAAGAAUCAGAAUAUUAAGAGCUGGAAAGAACAACAGAGUUUUGUUUUAUUUCACUUUAUUUUGCAGGUGGGAAAACUGACAAAGAUAGAAUGUGAACCUAGGUCAUCUUACUCCAAUCCUUGGAGCUUUCUCUACUACAUCAUGUUAAAAUGUCAUCUUGAAAUAGAGCUAUGUGUAUGCUUUAAAAAGCAACUAAGUCACAUUUUCAAAGUUGUUAUUACAUUAUUACCAAGAAACCAAAUGCUUAGUGUUAGUUGAAAAUGAACAAACAGGUAACUUCUCAGUUUCUAGUUUAAUGAAAAAAAAGCAACCUAACGGUUUAUGUUUGCAUCCUGACCAGUAACCCAUCCAGCCCAGCACUCUUUGGCUGAGGCACCAGACCACCUCAGUGAGAGUAUGAGAGCUAUCAUCUAUAAUCUCUGAACCAUAAAAAUCAAUGUAUACCAAGAAAUCACAGAUUUUCCUUAACCCACUUCAGACUUAAAAUCUAUGUCAAUAUCGAAAUAUUACUUGAAUCUUUGUAUUUACACCUUUCUUAGGUUGUGAGGAUAAACACAGCUAUGUAUUGGGCACUGUUCUAAGCCCUAUAUACAUAAACUCAAAUCCUCACAGCCCUGGGAGAUGAAUAUGACUGUCACCCUAGUUAUAUAGAUAAGAAGUUAUAUAAACUGCCCAAGGUCAAGCAGUUAGUUGAUGGCAGAGGCGUAGUCUAUGUGCUUAACCACUAAGCAGUACUACCUUUUUUAUACCUCCAGUUUGAAAAGCACUUUCUUUUAAAUUUAUUAUUUUUAAGCUUCAAUGUAUACACCUCUAGGUAAGUUCCCAACCUGGGCGGGGCGGGGGCGGGGAUCAUGUUCGUCCAAAUUCUAACCUUUAUUCCUGUCAAUCUCCUCUUGUAUACUGAAGAUCUCUGAUUUUUUGAGACAUCUGGGAUGUUCUAUGUCCCUUUAUUAUUUUACUUUACCCUGGAACAUUUUCUAAAUAAAAGAUAAAUGAAGACAUAUGCUGCCCAGACUGCUUGGAUGACUCAUGGAUUCAGAUAAAUUGUAGGAAGAUGCUUCCUGUUUGAUUUCCAAUACCUACUUGAUUUUCAGCCUUGUUCUGAAGAAAGGUAUCCUGGCCACUUUACUGCCCCGCUGAGAAAAUUCUUCAAAAUUUGAGUGUAGCCCAGUCACUGACAGGCUAACCUCUCUGCCUAAUAUAUUAAGUGCACUUAAGAAGAGAGGUAAGAAAAAUUAUUUUCUUAACACUAAAAGAAUAAACCCAUUGCCAUCAAGUCACCUCUGACUCAUUUACUUAAAGCGAAAGUCUUAGCUUUCUAGCAAUAACUGGACAUUAAGGUUUACAUUGCAAUGAUCAAAUACUAUAUUAAGGAUAAUGAGAGCAGGUUUCUCACUGUCAGAGACAGGAGUUAUAAAUAAAGAACCCUGCAGUUUUAAAUUAGAAGAAUGUAUCAGGGUGAACUCAAGGUUAAUUAUAUGUAGUUUUGCUACUGAUAUCUGCUUACACUUUUUACCCAAAGUUUUUCCCUAGGCCCUUAUUUCAAUGAAAACAAUUUUAUACCACCAACUUUACUUAAACACCUUAAUUUUACAAAAGAAGCAGGCCCGAUGCUGCUUAUGAGGUAAACUUUAUUAGGAACUGUUGGAGGGAGGCUAGACACUUUAAAGACCUGAUAGGAGGGUGGGAAGUAUUACCCUAGGAGGCCCAUUUAAAAAUGCUGGCAAGAGCAUAACUUUAAAGAAAGGCCUUAUCACUACCUUGUUUGUAGGAAGGAGGGUUGCAGACCCAAAAUGUAUCUGCACCAACUGAAAGUUCACAUCCAAUGUCAAGGCCAAAGAAUACUGUAUUUUUUGAAAUUCAGUUAAACUGAGCAGUAAUGAUGCUAUCAUUACUGUUUUUGCCUUCCUGGAUCUAAUAGUUCUUUAAUAGCUUGAAAUCACUGACAAGAACGUUUUUUCUCUUGCACCUUGUCUACUUAACAUAUACCUAAUACUAUUUAUACUUUUUUUCUUAAGAUAAAUUCUCAGAUUGCUAAAGUAGAAUAUCAUAAUCUAAAAGCAGGUAAAUGUAAUCUCUUACCUUUCCAUAAAGAGGUAAGCUUUGUGUCAGCUUCUUUGUGGAUCAAAAUCAGAAGACCAAGAGGAAUCAGGUUCCAAUUCCUUUUCAACUAAAAAACUUUUAGAUUUGCCUUUAUUCCUCUCUGUUCUGAGCCUUCUUAGGAAGCUGCAGAGUAAACUCCUUGUUUCUAAUCUCUACAGUGUCUACUUCACUCUCAGCCCUUUGUGGCCUAGCCAGGAGGACAGGAACAUAUCCACCAACCUCUAAAUUAAAUCAACAAGAAGAAGCCAUAAUUAAAGAAAGCAUCGCAUUGACCUCUGCACAUGAAACACCAGAAGACAGUGGGGUAAACAUUACAAAAGGAUUUCAUAUGCAAAAGCAACAGAAAAACAUUCUUAGAUAUGUAAAAAAAAAAAAAGAUA
Molecule: messenger RNA, 10535 nt
Organism: Loxodonta africana (African savanna elephant)
Lineage: Eukaryota; Metazoa; Chordata; Mammalia; Proboscidea; Elephantidae
Gene: NCBP1
Product: nuclear cap binding protein subunit 1
Exons: 23
Coding region: 407-2779 (790 amino acids)
Biological process (GO): regulation of mRNA processing; mRNA export from nucleus; nuclear-transcribed mRNA catabolic process, nonsense-mediated decay
Cellular component (GO): nucleus; nuclear cap binding complex
Molecular function (GO): protein binding; RNA cap binding; mRNA binding
Source: RefSeq, a predicted model, not a curated record